AUGGGAGGCAGACCACAAAAAAUGAGCUUAAUGGAUAUCACUAAAAUGUUCUCCAUGCUCCAGCCCAGAGAAGAUGAAGACGACAACGGGGAAAGCGAGGAGCUGAACCGAGCCGUGUCUGAGGAUGAUUACGAAACCCUAAAUAACCUCUUAUCCCAAGACAAGUACAAGAGGUUCCUCAACCGCAGGAGCGGCUGGGGGGUACCCAGCACCCCGCUGCGCCUGGCUGCCACGUGGGGCCGCGUCAGGAGUGUCAAGGUCCUCUUGGCUCACGGGGCCGAGGUGGACAGCCUGGACGUGAAGGCUCAAACCCCUCUCUUCAUGGCGGUCAGCAACGGGCACCGGGAAUGCGUGAAGGUCCUCCUGGACGCGGGGGCCAGCCCCGGCGGCAGCAUCUACAACAACUGCUCGCCGCUGCUCAUCGCCGCGAGGGAUGGGAACGUGGACAUCCUGCAGCAGCUCCUGGACCACGGCGCGGAAGCCAACGUUCAAGCGAGGCUGCCCGAGUGGGCUGCCAACUCGGUGGCUUGUUCCGGUCCCCUCUACCUCGCCGCCGCGUACGGGCACCUGGAGUGCUUUAAGAUGCUGUUGCUAUACGGUGCCGACCCCGACUAUAACUGCACCGAGGAGAGGGUGAUUGCCCAGAUCAAGGAGCCCAAGACUCUGCUGGAAACCUGCCUGAGGCACGGCUGCAGGAGCAAGUUCAUCAAGCUGCUCAUUGACUUUGGAGCCAACGUGUACUUGCCCAACGUCACGGUAGACGAGAGGACAACCCGCAGCGAGGGCCUGGAGCUGCUGCUGCAGGCGAGAGCGCAUCCCAGGUCCUUGAUGGCUCAGUCCAGGCUGGCGAUGAGACGUCUCCUGAAGCAGGCUGGCCGCCCGCCCGCCCUCGGCGAGCUGGAGAUCCCGGCGGUCCUGGCAAACUACCUCCGACACCAGCCGUGACGCCCGGCCCACCCCACGAAAAGCCGCCCCGACGUCCGCGCAGGGCGAAACCGCCGCGGGUUUGUGGCCGCAACGUCAUUCUUGCUUCCGAGGUGUCUCCAUAAAGCAACCCCCGGGGGGAAAAAAAUAUGGGAAGGGCGGGGAGAAAACCGAGGAGACUUCAGCUCCUGCUCCACAUCCCGGUGAUCUCAGUUAGCUGGGUUUGGCUUUCAACCCUCUUUACUGAAGGUUUUUACACCUUUAAUUGAUACCGGUUGGAGAAGGGACUGGGAAAAGGGGUGGAGGGCAGAGGGAGAGGAGCAAAAGCUGCUUUUACCUCCUCCCCUCCUGGAGCAGAGCGGGAGGGAGGCACGACCAGGCUUUGCGCCUGUGGGUUUUCCUCACGGCGUGGCCUCAGCUGCCUCUGAACCCACUUUCCCAGAGAGGUUUCCACGGGCCUGCUCCCCACUUUGGGUGCUCCCGAGGACGGGGGGGAUAGGGUCGCUAUCCAGAGUCCCCCCAAUCCCAUUUUCCCACUCCAGCUCUCUCUAAACAUCAUUUUACCUCAGAACUGGGGCAUGUUAGAGCUGAGGGGGUCUUUUGUGAUUGGCCAGGUUUCAGUUUUUUGGUUUGGUUUUUUUUUUUUUUUUUUUUUAAUUAAAAAUGUUGCUACUAUUAUUAAACUAUGGUGACCCGUUGGGUGAAAUACCCUUUAUGGAGCGGAGCGUGGCAGCCCAGCCGGCGUUUGGAGCAGGGAGGGGAAGGGAUUUCAGGCUGAGCCUGGCGUGAGGCAGCCCGGCCGCCGUUCCCGCCUUCCCCGGGUCUCUCCAUCCCUCCGGCUCUGGUGACCAGGGCCGGGGCCAUCGGGGCUCGCCCUCACUGGUGGCCACUGGAAGAGCCUCCCUGGCUCUUCCCACAGCCAGGAGCUGACGGAUAAGCCCCGCUGCUCCUCGGCUGGCCCGCUUUGGGGACGUUUUGGGGCUAAAAUAUGGUUUAGUGUCCUCCCCGCUCCCCUUAGCGCAGCCAGGGCGGAGGCAAGCGGCCUUCAGGAGGUUCCAGGAUUGAAUUUUGCAACCCCCCCCCCCAGGCACCUUUUGGCGUUAUUUAUGGGUUCGUUUCAAAGGUUGUGGAAAUCUAUUAAUCAGCAUCUAUUAAUUAGGCUGUGGGGCAUCCCCCCGGGGGGAGCGCUGGGGCUUUGCAUGAGCCUGGGGAAAAGCGUCGGGAAUUGCUCUGCAGGGACUGAAACCCCCUCAUCUGGGGAGGAAUAGCCCUAAAAGGGCUCCGGCCGGCCGCUCCUCUCUUCUUCCCCCUGGUUUUUAAGGCGUUUCCUUGAAUUUCGGGGUCGUGGGGGCUUCCACGUGGGGUGGGGGUGUGGGGGGGAAGUCCCUACGUGGACCGUGGGGGUUUGGGGAUCUGGGUUCCCGCAAAAUGAGGAAGGGGGGGUGCUGGGAUGGGGGGCGUGUGUGUGACCCGCAGUAAAAGCGACGUGCGCGUGGCGUGGCGCCGGCACACACGCGCGCUCGCGCUGUCACGCGGGUGGGGGCCGCACACCUCACAGACCCCCCGCGGCGUGAUGUCAGCGCUCCACACCC
This is a messenger RNA of Tyto alba (common barn owl), 2516 nucleotides long. It is a transcript of the gene ASB12, whose product is annotated as ankyrin repeat and SOCS box containing 12. Gene Ontology annotation, biological process: regulation of barbed-end actin filament capping. Gene Ontology annotation, molecular function: protein binding. The coding region runs from base 1 to 945 and encodes 314 amino acids. Lineage: Eukaryota; Metazoa; Chordata; Aves; Strigiformes; Tytonidae. The record is from RefSeq and is a predicted model, not a curated record. The transcript has 2 exons. Gene Ontology annotation, cellular component: nucleus; cytoplasm.